AUGUCUAUGAAGCAGUACGCCUACAAAGGAUUUGGCGCCAACAAUCUGAAGAGCCACUGGUACUCCUCCGCCGUUCGCACUGGAGACUUUAUCCACUGUGCCGGCCAGGGCGGGUAUCUUGACGAAAAAGGGACCCAGCCACACACCGUCCCUGAGCAGAUCGACCAGGCCUUUGUAAAUGUUGAUACGGCCCUGAAGGAUGCAGGCAGCGCUGGCUGGUCCCAGGUCUACCGGGUCAAUUCGUUUCAUAUCGCCUUGGAUGAUGAGGCCCAGGACGCCAUGGUUCGGAACUUCAAGAAGUGGAUGCCCGAUAACCAUCCCACUUGGACUUGUGUCCAGGUUAGUCGUCUUGGUGGACCGCGGAUGUGGGUUGAGAUUGAGGUCUCGGCGUAUGAUCCAGAGGGUGCUAAGAAGGAGGGAACAAGUAAGGCUUGA
Aspergillus puulaauensis is the source of this 435-nucleotide messenger RNA. RefSeq lists its product as uncharacterized. The transcript has 2 exons. The coding region runs from base 1 to 435 and encodes 144 amino acids. NCBI's taxonomy places the organism in Eukaryota, Fungi, Ascomycota, Eurotiomycetes, Eurotiales, Aspergillaceae. The record is from RefSeq and is a predicted model, not a curated record.